This is a messenger RNA of Penicillium riverlandense, 2256 nucleotides long. RefSeq lists its product as uncharacterized. Bases 1 to 2256 code for a protein of 751 amino acids. Gene Ontology annotation, molecular function: DNA-binding transcription factor activity, RNA polymerase II-specific; DNA binding; zinc ion binding. The transcript has 4 exons. NCBI's taxonomy places the organism in Eukaryota, Fungi, Ascomycota, Eurotiomycetes, Eurotiales, Aspergillaceae. Gene Ontology annotation, biological process: regulation of DNA-templated transcription; DNA-templated transcription. The record is from RefSeq and is a predicted model, not a curated record.
AUGGCCACCGACACCAACAGCACUCAGGGUUUCACAGAUCCGCGGAUCUUUGCGUCAUUUGAUUGCAUAGACAAUGCUCCGUGCACUCGUUGGACUGAUUGGGCGGACAACUUGGCGAGUGAAACUGUCAACAGUCUUAGCUCUAGUCUAUCUCAAAGUACAGCAAACGGUUUCCCUUGGAUUGGUACUUCAGGAAACAACAAGCAGCAGUCUAACUUGAAGCUUCCUAUCCCUCGGAUAUCGCGUCAUAUCGACUGGAACAGCGGCGGUAGGGUCAGGCUGGCCUGCGAAAACUGCCGAGAACAAAAAGCUAAAUGCAGUGGCCAUCGUCCAACCUGCCAUAAAUGCCAGGCCAGCGGCCUCCGCUGCAGUUAUGGGGACCGAAAACGAGAGAGAACCGAGAAACGAUUGAAUGAUCUGAGCGCAGAAGUCCAAGCUUUGAGGACUCUUUUGCAUGAGUUAUAUCCCAAACUCGACGUUCUAUCUGCCCAACAUGUUGAUCAAAACCUCCGCAAAGUUUCAAGCCAUUCACGUAUCCCGUCAAAGAUAUCUUCCGAAAUUGCAACCCGCGGUGUGACGAAAGCUCCAUGGAGAACCAAUGAUUUCACUUGCGAAGAUUUCAAUUUUCAUAAAGGCCCACAGUCAUUGGGCUUCAUCGGUGAACACUCGGAGGUGUCGUGGCUACACAGGCUCAAAUGCAUCCUCGAAAAGAGAAAAGCCGCAUUGACUUUCGAAAGACCCUUGGAGCCGCCUUCAGUGACAUCCGUAAACUAUUAUUAUAAUGAUCCUACCAUGGACAUUCGUGAGGAAAUCGCAUGGUUAAGCCGACCACCGCAAAAUAUUGCCAUACAGCUUCUUGAUACCUACUUCGAAACAUUCCAUCCUUCAUUUCCAAUUAUCGGAAAAGUGGUAUUUCUCGCCCAGUUUAGAACAUUUUAUUCUAUCCGCGAUGUGCGACCUGGGAAACAGUGGUUUGCUGUGUUGAAUCUGAUUUUUGCAGUUGCUGCAAGACAUUUGGAGCAUACGAAACCGUCUCUUCUUAGCGACGAAUCGUACGCACAAUUCUUUUCACGGGCAUGGAGAUUGAGCAUGGACAAGGAUUCACUCCGCAAUCACCCAAACCUGCAGCAAGUUCAAGUUGAAGGCUUGUCAGCCUUUUACCUUCUUGCCAGUGGGCAUAUUAACAGUUCAUGGAAGAUAUGCAAUGUCGCGAUCAGUUCAGCUGUUACAAUGGGGCUACAUCUUCGAAAUGAAAGCCAACAUAUCAGUCUUGUUUCAAAAGAAACUCGACAUCGAAUGUGGUGGUCUUUAUACACACUGGAUACUCUGCUUUCCACGAUCACCGGGCGCCCAGCGUGCAUAGAUGGGAAUUUCUGCACAGCGAAGCUCCCAUUGCCCUAUGACGAGGAAGGAUUUCAAAAUCAAAGCGUUGACCAGCUUAGCUCGGACCAGGGAUCACAAAAUUGUCUGACACAGGAUUCUCCCUCCAAAGAAAGCAACGACUCCAGUGGACAGGUGCACUUGUUACUCAUGAAUACCAACAAAGAAGCCGAAACGGAGCAAGAAUAUCCUAUCCUGGAUGUAGCACCAGCAUCUCCCAACGCUCUAUACUUUCUUUGUACAGUGAACCUCACGAGUGUUAUACGAGAAGCCAUUGAAACUAUUUACGCCCCAAGAGCCGCAUGCAAGCCGUGGCAUGAAAUUGACAAGGCAAUCUUCUCAUUGGAAAACAAGGCAAAUUCAUGGCUUCAAUCGCUUCCAGAAGCCUUUCAGAUCGAGGUAAAGGAGGAAACUAUACCAUUGAACCGCCAACGCACUAGCCUCGCCUUUCUCUUUUACUCGACCAAAAUCUUGAUACACCAACCCUGUCUUCUCCAGUUAAUUUCCAAACCGUCUAGAGAGUUUGGAACAUGUGUUCGAGUGCGUGCUUCUAUGGCAAUUCAGGCCGCAGAGAAAUUGGUCCACUUAUUCCCUGAGGAGCCGGAUUUAACGUGGUUCUACGAUCUAUGUCCUUGGUGGUGUGCCCUCCACUAUGUCAUGCAGGCUGUCGCAGUUACCUUUACAGCCAUUUACGUCUUUCCCAAGCGGGGCAUCAAUAUCUCACCCACCACAUCGGGCAAUGUCAAUAAGGUCAUACGUUGGUUGCAGAGCAUGUCUUCUGUGAACCCUUCGGCACAUCAAGCCUUACGUGUGUGUUUGGAUUUUAUCACGCAUUAUAGGUCAGAAUUAAGCCCGACUUCCAAUAUUGAACAUUGA